This is a messenger RNA of Notolabrus celidotus (New Zealand spotty), 2367 nucleotides long. RefSeq names its product neurexophilin 1 (gene nxph1). Bases 370 to 1179 code for a protein of 269 amino acids. The transcript is spliced from 2 exons. Lineage: Eukaryota; Metazoa; Chordata; Actinopteri; Labriformes; Labridae. The record is from RefSeq and is a predicted model, not a curated record. Gene Ontology annotation, molecular function: signaling receptor binding.
ACAACGGAGCGCUCCGACUGCUGCGCGCGCCAGCUAUCAGACAAUCAGGACCUGAACCUGCUCUCAGCUAUGACCCCGCUGCUCUCUCUACCUGGAUUAAUUCUCAACUAACCGCUGUUUGUCGCCCCCACCCUCCUAUUACUCCAUCAGCACCCGCAGCAGCAGCAGCCUCCUCUCCGGCUCCUCAGUCCUGUCCCCCAGACUCAAACUCUCUGCUUUCUUCUGCGGUCAUGGGGUGCGUUAUGUCAGUUUUUCCUGGGCUGCUUAGAGGCUUGACCGCGUUGUGAGCCGGAUACCGGGUGGAUUUAUGCCCCGCAAAGCCGCGACUACCAGCCGAGGGAAAUUAGUGGAACUUUGAGCUCCGGGAGGAUGCAGGUGACGUGUUGGUGCGCCGUGUUCCUCCUGACGCCUGCACUUUGCCUGGUAUCAAGUGCUCAUGCCUCAAAGUCGGACAUUGUGAAGUCGGGAAGCCCCAAAUCCACACUAAAGCAUAUAUGGACAGAAAGCAGUAAGGAUAUGUCCAUCAGUAGGCUGCUGUCACAGACUCUACAAGGCAAAGAGAACAGCACAGCCUUGGACCUUCGCUAUGACACUCCAGAGCCCUACUCUGAGCAGGACCUGUGGGACUGGCUGAGGAACUCCACGGACUUGCAGGAUUCACGGCCGCGGGCCAAACGGCGGCCCAUGGUCAAGACGGGGAAGUUCAAGAAGAUGUUCGGCUGGGGGGACUUCCACUCGAACAUCAAGACGGUCAAACUCAACCUGCUGAUCACUGGAAAGAUCGUGGAUCACGGCAACGGCACCUUCAGUGUCUACUUCCGCCACAACUCCACAGGUCAAGGCAAUGUGUCUGUUAGCUUGGUCCCUCCAACUAAGAUAGUUGAGUUUGAUGUGGCAGCGCAGCAGUCCGUCAUUGACGCCAAGGACUCAAAGUCCUUCAACUGCCGCAUUGAGUAUGAAAAGGUGGAGAAGGGAGCCAAGAACACGCUCUGCAACUUCGACCCAUCCAAGACCUGCUACCAGGAGCAGACCCAGAGCCAUGUCUCCUGGCUCUGCUCCAAACCUUUCAAAGUCAUCUGCAUCUUCAUCUCCUUCUACAGCACCGACUACAAACUGGUGCAGAAAGUGUGCCCGGACUACAACUACCACAGUGACACUCCCUACUUCCCCUCCGGCUGACAUUCCUGUACGCUUACCUACAGGAAAGUGGAUGAGUAGAGCACAGACUGGGGCUUCUACCCACACCAGAGAAAUGUGUUUGUUAGCAGUACUAUCCCUGAACAUGUCCAUACCGCAGUGUUGAAAAUUUUCCCAAUUUAAUGUUCUAAUUUUUGCAGACGAUGUUUAAUUUUACUGUUGAGGUGGUUAUCAGGACUGUGAUUUGUUUUAGUGUGAUUAUUAUCAGUUAGAGAUUUGUUUCCUACCUCUGUUUUGUCCCUGUUGAACCAUGCCUAGAUAGCAGGGGCUUAGUCGUACCUCUGGGACUGUUAUUUCUGUUCAGCUUUGCUCCUUUUUGUUGUUCGCUCCAUGUUGAGUUCAAACUUAUUUUCCAACUAGUUGUUGAUUACUUCGUUUUCCUCUCCAAGCGACAAUGCGUUAUCUCUCUGGACAACAACACAUGGACUGUUUACCCCUGCUGUGCUAUCAACGCUCUGCAGUUUAUCCUGCGUAUCUGGAAACAGAAUUAACUCCUCAUUUAAAAAAAAAAGAAUAAAAAAAGAAUAAAAUCCUCAGAUAUUUCUACCAAACCUGCAAGGCAGCUGAAUAGGACAGUGAUGAUUCAAUGUGAUGCUCUUAGAAAUCUAAGGUGGUUGUACCUGGGAGCUGAAACUGAGCUGGCAUCACCUCAGACUGUCAACCUUCAGCUGUUGUCAGAGUGAUCCUGCUAGUCCAGCUAGUUGUUGAGUAUGUUAGGUGAAUGGUUUGUUCUCAGCUGAUUGAAUGUCUGAUCACCUGACGAUUGAUCUUUGGGUGGUUCAUUGGGGGAAGGGGCUUGCUCAUUGUCACUUAAUAUAUCAAAUGUAAUGUAUUGAAUUCUAUAUCUUAGAGCCUAAUUUGUAUGAAUGGUUUGUAUUGUAAAUAGUUUACCCCAAUUGCGCUGCUUAUGUACAUGCCCCCCCAUGAGCUGUGUGUUUCCCUCUUGUUCACUCCAUUUAUGCUCGUUAUUGGUUCCUCUAACAAAGAAAAUGAUGUUGCUGCCCUAGAUGUGAAUUUCAUGAAAACAGCAAUCCUGUACAGAAGCUGUAAAACUGACUAAAUAUAUUAAAGUAUUCCUUGGAAGUUUCUUUAUUGGGGUGGUGGGGUGGGGUGGGGUGGGGGUUGGAGAUGUACAAAUGAAUUAAAGAUUACAGUAAAUUUUAUCAAUUG